Brienomyrus brachyistius is the source of this 861-nucleotide messenger RNA. RefSeq names its product stonustoxin subunit beta-like. The transcript has 2 exons. Gene Ontology annotation, molecular function: protein binding. NCBI's taxonomy places the organism in Eukaryota, Metazoa, Chordata, Actinopteri, Osteoglossiformes, Mormyridae. The coding region runs from base 114 to 665 and encodes 183 amino acids. The record is from RefSeq and is a predicted model, not a curated record.
GUACAGAAUAAUAGAGCGCAGGCUAAAGUGCAGUUCGGCCCCAGCGAGUCUCUCAGCGCGGCGUGUCUCACAGCGCAGGGGGCAGCCGGAGCGCCGCAGACUCGGGCGGCUACAUGAGUAUAUUGGGAAUAAAAUACUCCUGCCAGCUGACGCUGGACCCCAACACUGCAAACAGAGAAGUAUCUCUGUCAGGGGGGGACAGGAAGGUGACAGGGGGGGCAGAGCAGCCAUAUCCUGAUCAUCCAGAGAGAUUUGACAGCUGGAGCCAAGUUCUGUGCAGAGAGAGUCUGACUGGUCGCUGUUACUGGGAGGCUGAGUGGAGUGGAGAUGGAGCCUGGAUAGGAGUGACUUAUAAAGGGAUCAGGAGGAAAGGAGGGAGUGACUGUCUGCUUGGAUACAAUGACAAGUCAUGGAUGCUGUGCUGCUCUCCUCACAGACACUCUGUCCGGCGCAAUAAUAAAGAGACUCUUAUACCCAUAGAGCCCUCAGGCUCCCACAGAGUAGGAGUGUAUCUGGACUGGGGGGCUGGUGCUCUGUCCUUCUACAGAGUCUCCUCUGAUGGACUGACCCCCCUGCACAGAUUCACCUCCUCAUUCACUGAGUCCCUCUAUCCAGGGUUUGGGGUUUAUCCAAACCCCCCCGUGUCGCUGUGCAUGCUGGGAUAGCUCACUGUGUGCUGGAGGAAUCAUUUUUACCGUAUCAGUCUCACAUGUCGCUGCUUCUCCACGGCAAAAAGGUAAAAUCUCUGCUUUAUAACCAGUAUAACCCUUUUUACUCUGUCUGAAGUGUGACGUAUGUUAAUAAUUGGGUUCUGUAAGCUGAACAAACAUGUAGAAUGACUGUUUUUCUCUGACUUAUGUU